This is a messenger RNA of Caenorhabditis sp. 36 PRJEB53466, 1708 nucleotides long. The record is from the annotation of a GenBank genome assembly. NCBI's taxonomy places the organism in Eukaryota, Metazoa, Nematoda, Chromadorea, Rhabditida, Rhabditidae.
AUGGUCGUCUUCCCGCCGCCGCUCCUCCUGCUUCUUUAUUUGACCGGAUCUUUCGUUCGAACGUGAGUCACUUUCUUUUCCCAUCCAUCUAGGCAUCUACCGUAUCCCAUUCAGUCAGUACCUCGCUCCUUACGUGGGUGGAGCCAACCGGACAGACGUCGUGUGGAUGGUGCCCUCCUGGGUGUGCACGGGCGCCAACUACAUAGAGGUGGAGAAGUACGGUAUAAAGCAGAAUCAAGGUAAACGAAAUGAAUUGACCUCCGGGGUGGCUACAGUGCUUUCUCACAGAUCAACAGUUUACUGGUGGCAAAGUGUUUGCCAUCUUUUAUGAGCACAGCUUUGGAAAGAUUCCAUACUUUAAAGGGCAAGAUGUUACAAAGCCAAUGAAUGGAGGACUCCCCCAGGUUUUCCGCUUUUCGAUUGCAAAUGAAUAACAUUCUAUUCCAGGAGGGAAAUCUCACUGAUCAUCUGAUCGAAGCCGAAAAGAACAUCAUAGAGACCAUUCCCGAUGAGAACUUUGACGGAAUCGCCGUCAUUGACAUCGAAGAGUUCCGCCCAAUGUGGGAGUUGAGUUGGGGUGGGUUCGAGGUAAUGAGCACUCCGACAAGUACUUUCUGUUUACCCGUGGUGUCUAGGUUUACAAGAGGGAGUCGAUCCGUCUCAGCCGUCAACAGCACCCCUAUUGGUCUCCGAAACAGAUUGCUUGGGAGGCGGAGAAAGCUUAUGAGAAGGCGAGUCAGAAGUUCUUUAUUGAAACGAUCAGACUGGGAAGAAGGCUCCGUCCGAAAGCCAAAUGGGGAUAUUAUCUGUUCCCGAAAUGCAAUGGAAAUGUUGGACAAACCUAUGAGACGGAUUGCAACAAACAGUUCCAGAAGUACAAUGACAAGUGAGCCAGAGCCGUCAGAUGACAGAUACAAACAAUUCAGAGAACAGUUUGAGCUGGUUGUGGGUCGAAAGCACUGCCCUUUUCCCGUCUAUUUAUCUGUAUACUGCACAAAGGACAGUUCCUGAUUAUAACUUCGUUAAUACUGGAGUAAGGUCAGCCAGCCAGAACUCGAUAGACCCUUCGAACUUUAGGCUCUUAUUACGGAAACGAAACGGAUCAAAAGGAACUACUGCCCGAACUGUCAAAUACACAUCUUCACAAAGAUUGAGUACGACUCUUACCACAACCCAGAAGAUUUCUAUUCAAAAGUAACGCUGUCCAUAUGCUCUUCUUUUAUUUGUUUUCAUUCCAGCAAAACCUUGCCAGCACCCUGGACCUCUCCAUUAAAAUGAAUGUGAACGGAGUGGUGAUCUGGAGCACGAGUCAGAAGAUCAAGAGCCGUUGCGGAUACCUACAGGAGUACGUGACCAACACCCUGGGACCGUACCUACAGCUGACGAACAGAAGUCUUGACAAAUGCCGAGCUGAUCGGUGCGAGGGACGUGGCGAGUGCUUCCUUCCGCGGCCGAAAAAGUAUGCGUUUUCUCUUCAUCACCCACCCACCAAUCGUCGUUCUCUUUCAGAAACCCGGCGCCGUACAAUUAUGUGUGUCGCUGCGAACGCCCGUACUUUGGCAAGAGCUGCGAAUUCCGAGGACGGCGCGUCGUCGGCGUCUCGUUGCCGCGCCCCGUCACCCGCGACGCCUUCUUUUCCGCGUCGAACCGCUACAAUGCGCCGAACCAGUUUUACGCCGCCACAAACGGGUCAUUGAACUCGGUGUAG